AUGGCAGCGCAAAAUAAAGAGUUUUUGUUUUCAGUUGAAAGUGCUUCAGAAGACAUGCCGGCUAGCGAUCCCAGCACGGACCAGAAGGAGCGUCUCAUAGCGGCGGUUAAGAAAGAAGUGAAGCAGUUGAUGGAAGAGGCUGUGACCCGUAAGUUCGUUCACGAAGAAAGUGGUGGGGUGACUGCACUAUGCGGCGCGGUGGAAGCCUGUCUCGGUCAAGGGCUUCGUCGACGGGCUCUUGGUCUCUUUAAGACGAGCUCCACAACCGCCCUGUUACAUAAGAUCGCUAAGAAUUGCCCAGAAGCGGCUUUAGUAUCAGCUCGUGUGCUAGCAGCAGAAGGUGCCCCUGCAACUAGAUCAGCUUCAGGCGUCGAGAGAAGACCUUCAGCUCCUCGACCACCUCUUAAUAAGAGAGGCUCUGGGUCACUACUGUCACAAUCACCACCGCAGUCCAAGUAUCUUUGGAUACGGAUAGCUCUCUUUGAACGUCAAUUGUCGAAGAUAAUUGAGCAUCUGGUGAACAAUGCAAGCAGAUAUUAUGAAAGGGAUGCAUUGGUAGCGGAUCCCGAUUACGGCAGUAUCUUGAGUUCUUUGUUGGUUGGACCCUGUGCUCUCGAAUAUUCCAAGGCCAAAGCACCGGCAUGUUUUUGGACAGAUCCACCAGCCGAUGAACUCGUUCAGAGGCAUAGAAUGUCAGCAGGAACAACAACUCCACCAUCAGUUCGAAGACCCAUACUAAAUUUCAGGAGAAGUCUGAACGCAUCUUCGGAAGACAGUGGAGCUGUUAGCUCAGCCUCUGGCAAUACUUCAAGUUCUACAGCCAAAGAUUACGUGGAAAGUUUACAUCAGAAUUCGAGAGCUACGCUGUUAUAUGGAAAAAAUAAUGUACGGGUUCAACCGAAAGAUGUAGAAGAACCCAUGCCGGGUUAUUUGAGCCUGCAUCAGACAGCAGCUGGUCUAGUCAUCAAAUGGACUCCUAAUCAGUUAAUGAAUGGUUACGCCGAGAGCGAAGGUGUCGAUAAAAGUCGCUGGCACCUAGUACAUACAACGGCUUGUCCCCAUACUGUUCUGUCUAGUAAGGCGCCAUGCACUGUAUAUAGGCGACGAUGUUCCGGACCCCUUUGUAUCGAUUGUGUAUACUGGGCGAUGUCCCUCCAAGUUUGUGUGUGGGAGGUCGUGUACGUUCAUGUACAUCGGUCACAGGCGAGUGAUGCCCUCAUACUUGUAGGACAAGACGGCGUCCAACGUCCACCGAUACAGUUCCCAAAAGGAGGACAUCUUCUAUCAUUUCUAAGCAAUUUAGAAACUGGCCUUCUACCACACGGACAAUUGGAUCCGCCGCUGUGGUCACAAAGGGGAAGCGGAAAAGUGUUCGGACGUGGUAAGAUCCGUAGACGACCGAUGCCAAGUCUCUGUGAAUCCGGUGAAUCUGAAGAACCGGAUUGGGACGAAGCCGCGGGAGAUUACGUGUUUCGUAUCGUUAAUAAUGCGCUCACUGACAGAGAAGCUAUACGUCAUUCUUUAUUGGAGCGCGUGAUACAAUCUCCGCCACGAACGCCUCGUAGACCUUUGGCCUCUACUUCAACGACUUCUUCAGAUUCAUCCACCAUGUCCGUGGAUUGCCCUCCGCCUCCUCUUAAUGGGGUUGUAGCUACACCAGCUAAUAGUUUCGUGGAACAGUCUUUAACGCAAUUACGUGUCCAGGCCGCAUCUAUAGAACUCGUCUGCAGUACUAUGCGUCGUCAAAUCAUAUCCAGGGCGUUUUACGGAUGGCUAGCUUACUGUCGCCAUUUAUCAACAGUACGGACACAUCUGAGCGGUCUUGUUCAUCCGAAUAUCAUUAGCAGAGAAGGCACAGAAAACGGUCUUACUGCGGAACUUUGGAAGUCCAUGAUGGAUAAUAAAGGUGCCGUGACUGAUAAAGACGAAGUGUACCGUGUAGUAUACUAUGGAGGAGUACAACACGACAUACGACGAGAGGUUUGGCCGUAUCUACUUGGUUACUAUGAGUUUGGUUCAACAGCGGAAGAGCGAACCGAACAAGACGCAGCUUACCGUCGUCAAUAUGAAACAACAAUGUCAGAGUGGUUGUGUGUUGAGGCGAUUGUUAGACAGCGUGACAGGGAAGCCACAGCCGCGUCCAUAGCGCGACUUAGUGAAGCCUCUGGAAAACCACGACCUGAAGUUAUUGAGACUAAUGAGGUAUUUGAAGAUGAUUGCAGUGUGAUUUCUGAUAAUCCUCCAAUAGUUUCCCCUGACCCAAGCGAAAACGAACAAAAGAAACCUGAAUCGAAACCAGUGCUGUCAAGAGCGCCUAGUAUAGACGAAGUUGAUAACAUAGAAAUGGAUUCAGAGGAGAAAGGGAAAGAUGAUGUAACUUUAAACGGAGAGACUGAGACAAGUGAUAGAGAUAUUGCUGAUGAUAGUAUCACCGAAUUAGAAGAAGAUGAAGAAGAUAUUUACGUUAAAAGUGUUAUCGAAAAUCCAGAUAUGAGGAGGGAGAGCAUAGCGGAAAUCAAGAGAUUAGCAGAAGGUAUCGUACAAAAGGGAGAAGGGAGAGGUCUGCUUUGCAGCGUUGAUAGUGCCAAUAUAACUGUAAAUGGUAAUGAUAAAGUGGAUGAAAACCAAACAACAAGACAGGAACAACAACAUACGAGUGUGAUUAUAACAAAUCCUUCCGUCGACCUGGCGCCAUCUGGUUCACCUGUAUCUGGUGGGACUACAGUGAACGUAAGUCCAGCUCGUAGUCCAUUGGGUGUUGUUCGUGAGGAGUCUCAGUCCGCGGGAGCAUCCUUCGACACUCUGGAGCCGAGUGACGCUCGUCCUGACAACAGAUCCGACUGUGUGUCACCAGCUAGCUCUAAUGGAGGGGUCUAUUCGAAUGAAUUGGUUGAGAGUUUCGCGUUAAAUCUUCACCGCAUCGAAAAGGAUGUUCAGAGGUGUGACAGAAAUUAUCCUUUCUUUACCGAUGAAAAUUUGGAUAAACUAAGGAAUAUAAUGUGCACGUAUGUGUGGGAGCAUCUGGAGACAGGUUACAUGCAAGGAAUGUGUGACCUGGCAGCUCCUCUGCUAGUCGUAGUCCGUGAGGAGGCGGCUGCUCACGCUCUCUUCACACAGCUCAUGACUCGCGCUAGAGAUAACUUCCCAUCGGGACAGGCCAUGGAUGCACAUUUUGCAGAUAUGAGGUCUUUGAUACAAAUUCUGGACUGUGAGCUGUACGAGUUAAUGCACGCCCACGGCGAUUACACUCACUUCUACUUCUGCUACCGCUGGUUCCUGCUGGACUUUAAGAGGGAACUUCUGUAUCAGGAUGUGUUUUCCGCGUGGGAGUUGAUCUGGUCAGCUCGUUACGUGUCCUCUGAGCACAUGGUGCUGUUCUUAGCCCUGGCAUUGUUGGAGACCUAUCGUGACGUCAUCCUCGCUAAUGCCAUGGACUUUACGGACAUCAUCAAGUUUUUCAACGAAAUGGCCGAGCGUCACGACGCUACCGCUGUUCUAUCACUAGCAAGGGAUCUCGUCCUUCAAGUUCAAACUCUAAUAGAGAACAAAUGA
This is a messenger RNA of Danaus chrysippus (African queen), 3552 nucleotides long. Lineage: Eukaryota; Metazoa; Arthropoda; Insecta; Lepidoptera; Nymphalidae. The record is from the annotation of a GenBank genome assembly.